AUGCUCGAAGUCGAGUCACCAGAAACACGCGCCACGACCUCUCCAACGGCAGAAACCGCAGUUGAACUGAACGUGCAGCAAAAGCUGGCGUAUCUGCAUUGUUACUACUCUGCAACCGAAGGCCUCAUCGACAUCUUCGACCCGAGUGAACGCCAGCAGCUCUAUCACCUAGCUCAGAGCCAGUCGUCAACAAACGCAUGCGACGACCGUCCCUCAACACCGCCCAACAUCCUUCCCGAUCCCAUCCGGGAAAUGGUGAUAGCGAUAGGCGCGCAGUGCAGCAGUGCGUCCGAGGCGCAAACCAUCGGCCGGAGCUGCUUCCGACGGGCCCAGCGCCAAGCAUUCGCUGAGCUCCUCGAGGACCCCGACCUUCACAUGGUCCGACUCUUCCUCCUGAUGGCCUUCUACAUGCUGGGCGAGUGCCGCAGGAACACGGCCUACAUGUACCUCUCCAUCGCCGCCCGCGCAGCCCUCGCUCUCGGCCUUCACAGUCCCAGCUCCUUCAUGGGCAAACCGGACCAGAAGGGCCAACUCCGAUUACGAGUCUGGAUCAGCGUCCGCAUCCUCGACAAGCUCGUCAACUCCCUCCUCGGCCGCCCCGCCGCCACAGCCGGCGUCCAGACCGACAUCCGCGCCGCCCUCGACCAACUACCCCCCCACCCCGACGACUACGCAACCCAGUGCCUCACCGCGACCUGCGAGAUCGUUGACAUCAUCAACGAGAUCAACAACACCCUCUACCACGACAAGGACGUCUCCGCCACCAUCGUCGAGCACCUCCUCCUCAAGAUCGACGCCUGGAAGCGCGGCCUGCCCCCGUCCCUCAAGGGCUCCCUCCACCACCACCACCAGCCGUCCGAGAACGCGUCAGACUCCUCCUCGUCAACCCAGCGCGUCGCCAUCGCAAAGAUCCACGUCUCCUGCUUAUACUACUUCGCCGUAACCCUCGCCACCCGCCCGAUCUUCAUCUCCUCCCUGAACAGCAACCGCCCCGACGCAAAGAUCCACCACCCGCCUCUCGCCGCGGCCUGCAUCGACGCCGCCGUGUAUCUCGCCCAGACGUGCGCCGAUGCGCUCAAGGCGGGGUUAUUGCAGCGGAGCAUGUGUAUCAUGAAAGCCCUCGUCUUCGCAGCAGGCCUCGUCCUCGGCGUCGAAAACUUCGCCAAGUCCGCCAUCGACAUCGAGACCGACCGCGCCUUCCAGGGCGCCAUCGACGUCCUCGCCUUCCUCGCCGCCCAGAGCCACCAGGCCGCGCACUACCUCGAGAUCCUCACCUCCCUCUCCAACGCCAUCUCCGAGCGGCGCGCCAAGCCCGCACCCGUCGGCGGCAGCCGCUACGUCUCCAAGCUCUUCAGCCUCGACCCGCCGUGUUCCGUCAGCAGCGGCAGCAACAUGUUUUCUCAGAGGCACCAGGGCGAGGAUGAGACCGGCUUCUGGCCGCUGAUACGGUUCGAGCAGGGCGUGGUCGGCGAGGGCGGUACGAGCGGUGGUGGGCUGGGCGCGGGGGACCCGGGUAGCUGGCCCGAGGUCCAGCUUGACGAUGAUGAUUUGAGUAUCGACUGGGAGAGUCUGAAUAUCUUUCAGUGGGAUAGCUUUCCGUUCAACGCGUGA
Colletotrichum chrysophilum is the source of this 1611-nucleotide messenger RNA. RefSeq lists its product as uncharacterized. Gene Ontology annotation, molecular function: zinc ion binding; RNA polymerase II cis-regulatory region sequence-specific DNA binding; DNA-binding transcription factor activity, RNA polymerase II-specific. Lineage: Eukaryota; Fungi; Ascomycota; Sordariomycetes; Glomerellales; Glomerellaceae. The coding region runs from base 1 to 1611 and encodes 536 amino acids. Gene Ontology annotation, cellular component: nucleus. The record is from RefSeq and is a predicted model, not a curated record. The transcript is spliced from 4 exons. Gene Ontology annotation, biological process: positive regulation of transcription from RNA polymerase II promoter by galactose; DNA-templated transcription.